CCCAAACUAAUAACUUUUCGCUACAAACUUGCGACUACCCCUCCACCGGAACCGACCAGAAGCCGUACCAGAAAUCAUGAAAGGGGGCGGCAGCUCGUCAUCUCCAUCGCCGGUGGUCGGAGCCAGCAACAAGCUGUACAGCAACACCAAGCCUCCUUUCAGGCCUGCCCAAGACGACACCAAGCCUCCUCUGCAAGACCCAAUUCUCCGAUCUGACCCCAUCGAGACGGAGGAGCCAGUGCUGCGAUUGCCACCCACAACACUUCCCCACCUUCCAAAUCCAAAGCCCUUGACCUAAAACUCCACAGUCUAAUGGAUCAGUAGUAGAGAUGUAUCCCUUUUUCAACUUUCUGUUAGUUUCCCAGUUUGCGUUGGAAAUGUAGCAGUUAUUUGCUGUCGAAAGAUGGUUCCUUUAUCCUGUUAUGGAAGAAAUCACGAGAGACCCUGUAACAUUUGAACUAUCAACAAGAAACUGUACAAAUUUGGUGCUGCAAUCACCUUCCAUUCUCCUGUU
This is a messenger RNA of Linum tenue, 514 nucleotides long. NCBI's taxonomy places the organism in Eukaryota, Viridiplantae, Streptophyta, Magnoliopsida, Malpighiales, Linaceae. The record is from the annotation of a GenBank genome assembly.